GAUUGUAAAACUGAUAUGCGGAACCUUAAUAGAAAACCGGAUCAGUCGAAGAUGGGCGUUGUUUUAAUAGUCGUGUUAACAAUCCUAAUGACAGUCCAUGCGAAGGUCUUCGAAUAUGAGAUGAAACCAAACGUUAGAGUUGAUUUCAAUGGAAAACCAGCAUGUCUGGACCCUAAAUUCAGAGAAGGGAUUAUGCCAGUAAGGACAUAUUUCAGACGCUAUGAGUACACUGACAUUGGCCCCCUGCCAAAGGCGUUGGACUGGCGUAAUGUAAACGGGACCAACUUCUGUAGUACAACUCGGAAUCAACACAUCCCUCAAUAUUGUGGUUCCUGUUGGGCCAUGGGGUCUACAAGUGCCCUUGCAGAUCGUAUCAACAUAAAGCGAAAGGGAGCCUGGCCAUCAGCUUACCUCUCUGUACAGCAAGUUAUUGACUGUGCUUCUGCUGGCUCUUGUGAAGGAGGUGAUGACCUGCCUGUGUAUGACUAUGCCAACAAACAUGGCAUCCCAGAUGAAACAUGCAACAACUACCAGGCCAAGAAUCAAGAAUGUAAUGGCUUUAAUUCCUGUGGAACAUGCACAACAUUUGGCAAGUGUAGCCAGCUUACAAAUUACACCUUAUGGAAAGUGGGAGACUUUGGAAAUGUGGCGGGAAGGGAGAAUAUGAUGGCAGAAAUCAAUGAGAAUGGACCUAUAAGUUGUGGCAUAAUGGCCACUGCAGGCUUAGAUGCUUACAGAGGUGGAAUCUACAAGGAGAAGAAUGCAGACCCCAUUGUGAACCACAUCAUAUCUGUAGCAGGAUGGGGAGUAGAUGAGGACACCAACACAGAAUACUGGAUUGUGAGAAACUCCUGGGGUGAACCAUGGGGUGAACAUGGCUGGUUUCGUAUUGUCACCAGCAAGUACAUGGAUGGAAAGGGUAAUGAAUACAACCUGGCUAUAGAAUCCCGCUGUACUUAUGCUGAUGUCAUUGUUCCAGAAAACUUCUAGUGGGGACCAUGGAAACAAAACAUCAAAAGAGAAACCUAUUAUUUACCAGAAUGCAUAUCCUUAUUCCUUUUUAGAAUGAUGAAAGAAUAAAAAGUCUUCAAUCAUUUUGAAUAUUUUAGAUAUAAUCUGUAUAAAUGAAAUCAUCUUUGGUUUCAGUGUUCAUUCUCAUAUCUUAGCAUAAUUGAUUUAACAUAAUUCAGAUUAGACAAUUUCAUUUACAAAGUCAAUGAGAUAUUCUGUGUACGUUUUUACUUAUUUUAAUCAAUUAUUUCUGAUUUACUGCUAUAAUAAAUUAUGAUCCCUGUGAAAUCCUUUUAUGGGGAUAUUAAUUUGGGCUCCGUCUGUCUGUACAUCUGUGCAUGCAUCCGUCUGUUUGAAGGCUUUUCAAGGCAAUAAUUUGAAAUAGAUAUUUUUUUCUGUUACCACUGAAACAGUCAAAAACACAAAAUUAGUGUUAACUUUCCUUUCAGGCCUACAACUUUGAAACUAAUCCACUCAACUCCACAAAACUUUCUGUAUAUACAAGGUUAGUGCCCUAGUUGUGUUUUUUGCUUCCGACGACAUUUAGUAUUUUAAAUAUUUUUUCUGUUACCGUGGAAAUACAGCCAAAAAACACAAAAUCAGUGUUUACUUGCCUUUCCAGGCUACAAUGUAAAAACCAUUCCACUCAGGUCAACAAAACUUUCUCUAUAAACUUUUUUAUAUAUUUUUCCUGUUACCAUCAAAAUUUUCGAUUUCUUGUGACUUUUUAUAUUACUUAAAGAGCUUAUAGAGUGUUGCAUAAAUUUGUUCAUGGACAACGCUAAGCUGUAUUCAAAUAUCAACAGUCAAACAUACAGGAUCUACAUCAAGAUAUAAACUCUUCCUAUAAGGUUGAUAUAUAAGAUAUAUGUAUAUAUAUAUAUAAUGUUGAAGUUGAGGAGAUGCAAGAAAAUUUAUUUGAUAGUUGACAAAAGAAGAUGUUACAUUUUGCUUAAGUGCUUUUACUGUAUUAGAUCUUCAGGUGAUAGCAGCAGUACAUAAUGGAGUGACAUCAUAAAUUUUUAUAUCAAUAUAUUUACAUCAUAUUUGGGUUUUACACCAACAGCUGGGUACAUGGGAUUAUGCCACCCUUUGCGAUUCUUUGAUGUUUUUAUAUACAAAUUUAUUUUUAGGUCUGAGGUAAUGAAGAGAUCUGUGAUAAAAUUAUGUUUCAAUAGUCAUUCCAUUGCAUUUUCUAAGAUUCACAAAUAUUUUUUGUUGUUCAUUUGUGAUAUUGUCAUUGGUUAGCAUGAAUGCUGUCAUUAGUAAUUGUUCGUCUGAAGUGAUAUCCUUUACAAAUAUCAAUUUGAAGGAUACUGAUUGUACAAUGACUUAUGAAUUUAACAAGUUAACGUUGUGAGAUGAGUUUUCUCCCUUUGUUAGUCGAAAUCUGGUCUUUGAUAGGGGAAAGGUAUUAUAUAAGGGUAAUGCAGAUAAAACAGACCCAAGUUUUAGAUUUGAAAAGUUAGAGAUAACUAUGAGAACAGUUGAAGGAAGAUAUAUGAAGCAAGGACAAAAAUAUUGUAUGAAUUUCAACAGUAAUUACUACAUUGUGUUUUAAUCAAUUCAUGAAUGUGUGUAAGAUAAUUGAAUUUAUGACAUAUACAUGUAGUAUUGCAAAGUGACCCUAUAUGCAUCAAUCAGUAUGAUAUAUUGAUGAUUUUUGAUAAGUUGCAAAUGAGCUAAGAUGUCAUUAAAGGUGUGGUUUGUAAUUGUGCAAUCUUCAUUUGACUGACUAUAAUGCUGUAUGAACAUGAUGUAAAAUUAUCUAUAUUUGGUAUUUGAUUUUUCUAAUAGUGUGAGAAUGCUUCUAUUGGAAUAAUUGUCAUAUUUUUAUCAGUGAUUUUGAUAUCAAGAUAUUUAGAUCUGUAACAAUUUUGGUGCAAUACUUAAGGAUCUGUUUUAGAUUCAAACACUCCAGAUAAUACAAUGUUCUAUAGUUACUGCCUAGUAUGUCUACAAAUCUCAGCAGGAUUCCUUUUAAAAGUUUCAUUUAAUUUCUUCCAGUCAAUGCUUAUUUCAGAUAUAUAUACAUAUAUUAUAAAAAAAAUGCCGUGUCUAGAGAUUUCCAGGCAGACCAUUGGCCUUUCUCAUUGGUACAAUGAACAGCAUGGUUGAUGUUAGAUAGUAUACAACAUUUACACUCCGACAUAGCAAGGCCCUUAAUCUAUCGUUGUUCCAGUAGAUUUAAUUUGUAUGUGACAGCUAACUCAAACUCUUAUUAUGUCUGUUAUUCUCGGCCCCCUAUUUGUUGUCUGGCUGAUGACUUAUACAGAUAGAAUGAAACAAAGGGAAGUAACCCUGGAAGACCAGGAUGGCUGUAUGCAUCAUACUUUCAUUCCAAAAUAAAUACUCUGUUGAAAAACUUUACAAUGACUGUCUCUACUUAAAACUCAACAUGUCUUGUUUGAUGUUUACUAUUUAUGCUCUAAUCUUUUUGCUUACUUGUCCUCAGUUUAAACAUAACGUAUUUUAUUAACAUGCAUCGAAACAUUGAAUUGUCAGUUGAUAUAUAUAUAUAUAUAUAUAUAGACCCUAAAAAAUGUCCAGGUAUUAUAAUGAUUAUUAUUAUAAUUAAAUGUUGGUGGCAAUACAAAAUAAACUAAUGCUUUUUUUA
This is a messenger RNA of Ylistrum balloti, 3628 nucleotides long. RefSeq names its product cathepsin Z-like. Lineage: Eukaryota; Metazoa; Mollusca; Bivalvia; Pectinida; Pectinidae. Gene Ontology annotation, molecular function: cysteine-type endopeptidase activity. The coding region runs from base 16 to 990 and encodes 324 amino acids. Gene Ontology annotation, cellular component: lysosome. The transcript has 7 exons. The record is from RefSeq and is a predicted model, not a curated record.